Molecule: messenger RNA, 1690 nt
Organism: Rhodofomes roseus
Lineage: Eukaryota; Fungi; Basidiomycota; Agaricomycetes; Polyporales; Fomitopsidaceae
Product: nucleoside hydrolase
Exons: 8
Coding region: 321-1610 (429 amino acids)
Biological process (GO): purine nucleoside catabolic process
Cellular component (GO): cytosol
Molecular function (GO): purine nucleosidase activity
Source: RefSeq, a predicted model, not a curated record
GUCAUGACCCGGAUGGCGAGCAACAUCAAUACUCCUCGUCGCUGGCUCGCCUCAGUCGUUGCUGAGUACGUAGGCGCGUCGCCGCUGUCGCGUUUUCCUGUCGCGAUCACGUGCAUCGCUAUAACGUUUGACUUGCGCGGCGAGUUGCGCCGUCAGCGCGUCAGUCCAGUACUGAGUACUGUCACUCAGCACCUUAAGCAGGCCUCAGCGCUAGCAUCAUCGCCUCAACAUCACCUCAACAAGUCGACUAUUGUGUUCACCUCAAUCAGUACUGCGCUCGGCAGCAUUGUGACGGCACUCAGGUCGGAUCGAACACUAGUAUGAAGAUUCCUGUUAUCAUUGAUACAGAUCCAGGAGUAGAUGAUGUCCUCGCGAUAUUGCUCGCCCUCGCUUCUCCCGAACUCGAUGUCCGCGCGAUCAUCGUCUCGUACGGCAAUACCACCUUAGAGGCUUCUCAUCUCAACAUCAUCAAGCUGUAUCAUGCUCUACUGCAGCACCUAGAGCAAUAUCCCGAACAGAAAUCUCGUUACCCCGGGCUUGCAAACACUCAUAAGGUCAUUCUUGCAAAAGGAUGCAGCGACCCGCUUGCAGGCGAGAUCCAUAGCGCAGAAUACUUCCACGGCCGCGAUGGGCUCGGAGACAUAGACGAGCGCCAUCCGGAUCUAAAUACCGAGUUGCCUACCGCAGAGCACUCUCAUUUAGUGCUGACAGAUCGACCUGGGGUAGAAGUGGCCUGCGAGAUCAUCGAGAACGAACCUUCCAGGAGUAUCACCUAUGUGGCCCUAGGUCCCCUCACCAACCUUGCCCGACUGCUGCGGGUGGGAGGAGAUUCCGUCAGAGAUCGGAUCGGACGCGUUGUAUGUAUGGGCGGUGCCCUGGACGUUCCAGGUAACACGAACCCAGUCGCAGAAUUCAACUUCUUCGCCGACCCCUAUGCUGUCAAAGAACUGCUCCUACCCGACGAUCCGCGCUCCGGUCUCCCUCUCGAGCGCUUCCUCCUCCUUCCUCUAGACAUCACGACCCCGCACGAGCUGCCCUUCCCUAUCUAUGCUACUCAAGUCGACCCGACUUUCGAGAACGCAACGACGCGGCCUUCCCAACCGAAAGGCAAGCCGCCACUCGUGCACUUCACCAGCUCCUUCCUCGAGCGCACGCGCGAGAUCAUGGUCAGUUACGGCAAGGACGCCAUGGAGCUGCACGACAUCGUCGCUGUCUGGUGUGCCAUCGCGAACCCUCCCGUUGAGGUCGAGACGGCCGGCGCGCUGCCGAAGCUCGAGCCCGGGUGGAAGGCCUCACAGCGCAAGUUCCAGAUAGAGCGGAUCGGUGAGAUCACCAGGGGCAUGUGCGUGGUCGACCGGCGAGAAGAUCCAGGGGCGUACGCCCCCGGUGCGAACCGCGCAGAAAUGCAGGCCGAACUCGAGAAGCAUCACCUGCACCACUCCGGGCCGUUCGAAUCCACUGCCCUCCCAGCGCAAGUUGAGGUGGAGCGUGCAAGUGACGCGCUGCCUCGGAACCUUACCACAGGUGGGGUGGCUUGCGUGUUCGAGACUCCCGGACCGGAGGUACUGCUCAAGCUUCUGCUUGAGCGGGUCUGGGGUGUAACUGGUUGACUCGCGAGUUGCUCGAACUCUGUGCGAUGCGUCGUUUGCCAGAAAAUGUUUUACUAAUACAGUGCAGUUCCAGGGAUUAG